AUGUUUGUGUUUUUCCUUUGGUUUCAUUUUUUUUUUACCUGGAAAUGGAUGAUGGGUGCAGAUCAUUUGGUGUCAAAGAUGAUAUAUUCUGCUUGUUUGAAGGCAUGCUCGAUAACUUAGGUAGCCUCAGGCAACAAUAUGGUCUAGCCAAGUGUGCGGAUGAGGUGAUGCUGGUGAUUGAAGCAUACAAAGCGUUGCGUGACCGAGCUCCUUACCCUCCCAGCCAUGUUGUCGGUCAUCUCGCUGGCAAUUUUGCGUUUCUAGUAUUCGAUAAGUCCACAUCCACAUUGUUCGUGGCUUCUGAUCAGUCAGGCAGGGUUCCUCUUUACUGGGGGAUUACAGCUGAUGGAUUUGUGGCAUUUUCAGAUGAUGCAGAGAUGCUUAAAAGUGCAUGUGGCAAAUCAAUUGCUUCUUUCCCUCAGGGGUGCUUCUUUUCAACCACAGUAGGCGAGAUACGAAGCUAUGAAAAUCCCAAGAACAAGAUCAUUGCCAUUCCUGCACCAGAUGAAGAGAUUUGGGGUGCAACAUUCAAGGUGGAAGGACCAGCGGUUGUUUUAGCCAGAGAGUAAACAAAGAGAGGUGACAGUGUUUGAGCUGAGGUCUUCAACCAUGAGAAAUUGCUAAGUUCAGAAUCGUCUAAAUAUCAUGUAAAUGGCUUGAGUAAGAACAGAUCAAAUCCUAAAUAAUUAUAGUUCCUUUUAUGGUAAUCAGCAUAUAGUUAUGUCUUUUUAUGUAUGAACAAUGCAAUAUCCGUGGUACAAAUUAUCAUAAUUAGUGCUGUAAUUUACCGAAGUUAAUAUAUCACCACCUCCAAAAGA
Messenger RNA from Gossypium arboreum, 818 nucleotides. RefSeq lists its product as uncharacterized. Bases 45 to 569 code for a protein of 174 amino acids. The transcript has 4 exons. NCBI's taxonomy places the organism in Eukaryota, Viridiplantae, Streptophyta, Magnoliopsida, Malvales, Malvaceae. The record is from RefSeq and is a predicted model, not a curated record.